AUGCCGCCAUUGCCGGUGGAACAAACCGGUGAAUCACCCGCCUCCGGUGGCGGAGGAGCAGCAGUAGCAGGCGGACCACCAUCAGGAUCGGGUGAUUCACAAAGAUCUCUCCCAACUCCAUUUUUAACCAAAACAUAUCAGUUAGUUGAUGACCUGUCGGUUGAUGACUUAAUUUCGUGGAACGAAGAUGGAUCAACCUUCAUAGUAUGGCGUCCUGCAGAAUUCGCUAGAGACUUGUUGCCUAAAUAUUUCAAGCACAACAACUUCUCUAGUUUCGUUCGCCAACUAAACACUUACGGAUUUAGAAAGGUGGUACCAGAUCGAUGGGAAUUCGCGAACGAUUGUUUCCGGCGAGGCGAGAAAGCACUUCUUCGCGAUAUUCAGCGCAGGAAAAUCUCUCCGACGGCGGCAUCAGCGGCUGCUUCUGCCACUGUUACGGUGGCCGCCAUCCCCGCGGUGGCGAAAACUGUUUCGCCGGCGAACUCUGGCGACGACCAGGGAAUGUCGUCAACGUCGUCGCCUGGCGGGGCAGGGACGGCGGGAGGAGCUAAUUCGUUGCUCCGAACGACGAGCUGUACGACGACGCUGGAGAUUCUGGAGGAGAACGAAAGGUUGAGGAAGGAGAACUCGGCGCUCACUCACGAGUUGACUCAGUUGAGGGAUUUGUGUAAUAAGAUAAUGGUGUUGAUGAAUAAUUACGCGUCUUGUCAGUUAGAGGGUAAUAGUGGAAAUAACAGCAAUAACAAUUUGACGGAUGUUAAGGCUGCUUUGGGACUGUUACCGGCGGCGGAGGAAGUGGCGGUUAGUGGUGGGCCUAGGGUUGCCGCGGCGGUCACGGAGGAGGAGUUGAGUCCGAGACUGUUUGGGGUUUCUAUUGGAGUUAAGCGCGUGAGGAUAGACGAUGAGGAGGAGGGUCGGCAACCAACGGAUGGGAAUGAGCAUGGAUCUGGUGUUAAAGCAGAGCCGUUGGAUGGUAAUUCAGGAAAUUCCGGUCAUCAGGAUCAGCGGUGGUUAGAGCUUGGGAAAUGA
Messenger RNA from Dovyalis caffra, 1029 nucleotides. The record is from the annotation of a GenBank genome assembly. NCBI's taxonomy places the organism in Eukaryota, Viridiplantae, Streptophyta, Magnoliopsida, Malpighiales, Salicaceae.